Aspergillus tanneri is the source of this 588-nucleotide messenger RNA. RefSeq lists its product as uncharacterized. The coding region runs from base 1 to 588 and encodes 195 amino acids. The record is from RefSeq and is a predicted model, not a curated record. The transcript has a single exon. NCBI's taxonomy places the organism in Eukaryota, Fungi, Ascomycota, Eurotiomycetes, Eurotiales, Aspergillaceae.
AUGCAGUUCACAAUCAAGACCUUCCUCCUGGCCUGCAGCCUCAUCACCGCUGCUGCCGCUGCAGAGACCACCGAGAUCCAAAUGUUCUACCCCGACGGAGAGGUCACCAUCGCGCCUCAUUCCCUAGCGGCCAGCAUUAUCAACGUCCAUGCCGGUGCCACAACAUACCAAGUUAAGUGCGUGGACGACUCGGACGCUUGCGAACUCGCUGUUCCUGCCACUGUCACACAAGGCCCGUCUGAAUUUACAAUGAACGCCGUUGUUGUAACAGGAGCCGGUGGAAUCAAAGGAACGGGAACCGUGCAGGAGGCUUGCAAAAUCACUUCUUCGACCCAGGGCGCUUCCUGCUCUGUCAGUGUGGGCAUUGAGGUUAGCACAUUGGGCGUCUCGACCUCGACCUCUUGGACGACCGCAACUUCCAUCGACAGCGACGAUAUUACCUACCGUGCGGUGACUGUCACCGCUGAUGUCAACAAGCUCAACUCUCCUCAGGCCACCGAGGCUGCCGAGGCUGCCGGCGUUGCCGCGGGCGUGCAAUAUGGAGGAGCUGCCGCCGCCGCCGUUAUCGCCGCUAUUGGUCUGCUCUAG